UCCGGAGGCCCCCAGUGCCGGAGGUGGCGGGUAGCAGCCCCCUGAACCCCGCCGCGCUCCGCUCUGCUCCUGCUUCGCUUGUCGCUCCGGCUCCCCUGCCCUCCCUUCGCCGUCCCAUUGAGGCCGGAGCCGUGGGGCUUCCUCCUCGCCUCCUUCCGGCCUGGCGGCGGGGACGCGGCCUUUCUCCCACCCCCCGCAGGCGCAGAGAGGUGGCGGCGGCGUGAGGGCCCGCCCGGCCCCUGGUCGCUGCGCGGGGGGCGCCGGGCCUCGGCAGCGCGGCGUGUCCGAGCCGCGGGCCUGUCCCCAGGCAGCGGUGUGCGGUGUGGCAGCCGCUCGCAGCGCCUCCCUGCUCAUUCCCCCCGUUCUGUGCCCGCACAUCGGUGUGUGCGUUUUAUCCGUCCGUUAAUCUGACCGCAGAUGGCCUCAACCUUCUCGCUGAAGAACUCCAGCCUACAGGUUUGCCAAAAAGUAAACCCAACCGAACAGUAACACAAAGCAUUGUUUGUCAGUUAGCGUUCAGAACAUCUGCAACAAACGGGAAUUCCAUCUGGAUCACAAGAUAAAGUUUCAGUUCUUGAUUCUGGACGAGAAAUGGCUGAACCUCAGGUGGCUGUGGCUCCUGUGGUAACGUCAAAGUUGUCUGUUAAAGCACCUGAAUUUUAUCCAUCAGGAUACAACCAGAACUUCCAUCAGAACUUCACAGAUUCUUCCUUUGAAGAUAGAUACGAUGGCUAUCUGACUUUGGCAGAAUAUGUACAAGACUUCCUAAACCAUCUCACUGAGCAACCAGGUUGUUUUGAAACUGAAAUUGAGCAGUUUGCCGGAACACUGAAUGGCUGGGUCACUGCAGAUGAAGCUUUACAAGAACUUGUUGAACUCAUCUAUCAGCAGGCCACAUCUGUCCCAAACUUUUCCUACAUGGGAGCACGGUUGUGUAACUAUCUGUCUCACCAUCUAACCAUUAGUCCACAAAGUGGGAACUUCCGACAGUUGUUGCUUCAAAGGUGUCGAACAGAGUAUGAAAACAGAGAUGAAGCUACCAAAGGGGAUGAGACUACUCGAAAACAAUUUCAUGCCUUUGUGCUGUUCUUGGCUGAACUUUACCUUAAUCUAGAGAUUAAAGGAACAAAGGGACAGGUAACACGAGCAGAAAUUCUUCAAGAAGGCCUUCGGGAAUUACUAAAUGCGCUUUUCUCUAACCCUGUGGACAGUAACUUGAUAUGUGCAGUGAAACUCCUGAAGUUGACAGGCUCAGUUUUAGAAGAUGCCUGGAAAGAAAAAGGAAAGAAUGAUAUGGAGGAAAUGAUUCAGAGAAUUGAAAAUGUUGUGUUGGAUGCAAACUGUAGCAGAGAUGUGAAACAUAUGCUUCUGAAACUAGUAGAACUGCGAUCGAGUAACUGGGGUAGAGUUCAUGGAACUUCUCCACUUACAGAAGCUACCCCUGAAAAUGACCCAAACUAUUUUAUGAAUGAGCCAACAUUUUACACAUCUGAUGGUGUUCCUUUCACUGCAGCAGAUCCAGAUUAUCAAGAAAAAUACCAAGAGCUGCUUGAAAGAGAAGAUUUGUUUCCAGAUUAUGAAGAAAAUGGAACAGAUCUAUCGGGACCUGGAGAUCCGUAUUUCGAUGACAUUGAUGAUGAGAUGGAUCCAGAAAUUGAAGAAGCAUAUGAAAAAUUCUGUCUAGAAUCAGAACAUAAGAGAAGACAGUGAGAUGUUACACAUUAAUGUUAGUUUAUUAAGCCAGUUCAGGUAUGGUUAGAACACAAGGGGACACAAAACAUUUGUACCAAAAUAAGGAACUUAAGUUUCUCUAAGUACUGAAGUUACACAAUUUCCAUUUUGUUUUAACAGAAUCUGCCAAAAAUUGUAAACUUACACCUGGUAACUUAAAAUGUUGUGUAUAUAUCAUAGUUUAUUUUAUGUACAGGUAUAUGAACAAUGUUUUGGCUGAAAUAAAAAUAAUUUUUAAAUUACCAUAACUGACAUGAAAAUUUAAUGUGGAACUGUCCCAUAAAAUUUCCCUUGAGGGAGAGGGGGGAAGAAUAGCUUGAUCUAAAUUUAAUUGCUUGUUUGCUUGGUUUAGUAUAUAUUGGGAUUUACUUAUCCUUUUCACCAUAUACAAAAUAUCAGGUAUUUAAUUAUUUUUUUCCCCCUAAGGAGACUAUGAUACAAAUACGGAUAUUUUUUUUCUGUAGAUCACAAUCAUGAGAAGUGGUUUGUGAAGGUUUUGUUUUGUGGGGGUUUUCUUGUUUUGUUUAUUCUCUUUUUCUUCCUAUUCCAAAACCCAUAUGGGUGAGGUCUGGAUCUUUUUUUUUUUUUUUUGUGGAAUAAUGUGUUAUAUGUUGCUAUGUGAAAAGCAAGCAGUAUUUUAUAAGUCGGGUGCUUUCAAGAUCUUUGGUUCAGAUAAGCUUAUUUUAAACUUUUACAAGCAAAAACCUAUAAAUUCUUGUUUUUAAGACUAUAUGCAUACAGUUGUUUUAACCCAUGUUAACCCAUGCUUCUCAAAGAGUAUGUGUAGUGCCCUGUAUUUUUUUUUCUUUGUAAUGUAUUUAACAUGUCUAACCAUCCAGCAACCUGUGUAACUUUCUCCGUUCUUCUAAUUCUGUGUAGUUUGGUUUGAUUUUGUAGUUGGAGUAAAUUCAUAUAUUUCAUAAACGUUAACUUUCUGAAGCCAGCUGCUCUUUUUUGACUCCAUAUAAUCGUGUUAGUUUUCCUAGGAUACUCCAUUUUGUUGCCAAAACUCAGUUGUACUGUUUCCUGUUAUGUUACUGGUUAGACUGAGUAGAAUCCCUUACCAAAACCAAAGGGAAAUAUUUCCCAAAAGUUAGCUACUAUAAAGAACACAUGUUGUAAAUAUGCAUGUAAAUAAUUCUGUUAAUAUUUCACUGUUACUUGUUUGGUUAAAUAACUUCUGCAUCUGCUAAUGGAGUGAGCACUGACUGUUUUCUGGGUGUUUAUUUAACAUACUUACAUAGUUUGGAGUUUUGAAAAAUAAAAUUUAACUAGCUUUGU
Molecule: messenger RNA, 3012 nt
Organism: Falco peregrinus (peregrine falcon)
Lineage: Eukaryota; Metazoa; Chordata; Aves; Falconiformes; Falconidae
Gene: PAIP1
Product: poly(A) binding protein interacting protein 1
Exons: 11
Coding region: 592-1710 (372 amino acids)
Biological process (GO): regulation of translational initiation
Molecular function (GO): translation activator activity; RNA binding; protein binding
Source: RefSeq, a predicted model, not a curated record